This is a messenger RNA of Dentiscutata erythropus, 336 nucleotides long. The record is from the annotation of a GenBank genome assembly. Lineage: Eukaryota; Fungi; Glomeromycota; Glomeromycetes; Diversisporales; Gigasporaceae.
AUGAGUGAAGAAAACCAAAAUAAAGAAAUUUCUUUAAAUUCCAAAUGCUCCUGUUGUUCAUAUGAAGGUAAUAUUGAUGAGUUUUAUCGUCCACGUGGAGACAAUCCACAAUAUGUACAUUCAACCUGUAAUAAAUGUUUUGAAAGUUGCAAAAAUAAGCGAAAAGAAACAAGUGUAAUCUCUAGUAAAAGAAAGCAGCUUGAAUCUAAAUUAAAUUUGGUUGCAAAUUCUAGUCAAAGUGAUCAUAUAGAACUUGAACAAGAUGAUGACUUUGCCGAAGAAUUGGCUUUAGACUCUCCACAUGAAGAUAAUAUAAUAGAUAACCAAGAUGAAUAA